CCCAGCAACUAGAGACCAACACACACACACACAGAAACGAACACACACAAACACACAAACACACACCCACAGCUACGCAGGAUUACAGGACAACACAAAACAACACAGCCCUAAUCCUGACAGCAGGCACACACACACACACACACACACAGUGACCUCUCUCUGUCCCACACAUACACACACACACACACACACACACACACACACACACACACACACACUUCUGCAGACACCUCUCACUCACAUCACCACACACUACUCUUCACGUCUGCUGCUGUUAGACACUAUUUUGGACUCUUGGACCACAGAGAAGAGAAGAGAAGAAAGGAGAAGAGAGGAGAAGAGAAGAGAGGAGAAGAGAGGAGAAGAGGUAACCCCACAGAGGGAACCCCAGAAAACCUCCUACACCUUUUCUCUGGACAGUCACUGGGUCACCUCCUGAUUCACAGGUGUGUGUGCGCACAUGCGUGUGUGAGUGUGUGUGUGUGUGCGCGUGUUUUGGUCCAUUUAUCCCACUGGAGAGGACAACAGAAGAAAGUGAAUAAAGAAGAGCCCUGGACACAGAGCUGGACUGUCCGUAGGAUUAACCUCCCUGGUGAGAGACGUCCAGAGAGGAGGGCGAGAGGGGGACACUGCGGAGAGCUUCCCCAGGCUGGGAUGGCUUUCUCUGGGUAGACUGCUCACUCCACUGCCCUGGGACAGAGAAGGGGUCUGGCCCCAGAGCCACAGAGGAGCCACAGCAAUCAGACAAGAACCAGAGAGAGAGAGAGAGAGAGAAAGAGAGAAAGAGAGAGCUGAGCUUUAUCAGCAGGUGGACAGGUGUUUGUGAGAGUGCGACGGUGAGACAGCGUGAGUGACCAUGGCUUUCCCCGCCGCGGCGAUGCUACUACUGCUGCUGUGCAGCUGGCCAGCUCAGGGGUCGGAGGUCAACAAAGAGUCAGAGGUCAACCAGGGGGCGCAGGAGUUCGACAGCAGCGAGGGGCCGGAGGCCGAGUUCCUGUCGGCCGGCCGCGUUCGCCGCGCGCCCCCGGACCCUUCCGCCGCCGCCGCCGCGUCCGAGAAGUGCUCGUACACGUUCAUCGUGCCGCAGCGCAAAGUGACCGGCGCCAUCUGCGUCAACUCGCGCGAGUCGGACACUUCGCCGGGCGCGGUCGGCGCCCGCGUGCACAAGCAGGAGCUGGAGACGCUCGGCGGCGAGCUGCACAAGCAGAAGCGGCAGAUCGAGACGCUGCAGCAGCUGGUGGAGGUGGACGGCGGCGUGGUCAACGAGGUCAAGCUGCUGCGCAAGGAGAGCCGCAACAUGAACUCGCGCGUCACGCAGCUCUACAUGCAGCUGCUGCACGAGAUCAUCCGCAAGCGGGACAACGCGCUGGAGCUGGCCCAGCUGGAGAACCGCAUCCUCAACCAGACCUCGGAGAUGCUGCAGCUGGGCACGCGCUACAGGGACCUGGAGCACAAGUACCAGCACCUGGCCGCGCUGGCCAACAACCAGUCGGCGCUCAUCGCCCGGCUGGAGGAGCAGUGCCAGCCGCACCAGCGCGGGCGGAGUUCGCCGGCGGCGGUGCCCGCCGCUCGCCCGGUGCCCCGAGCGCAGCCCCAGCCCCCGCCGCAGCAGCCCCCCCCGCAGCAGCCCGCCUCGCCCCCGGUCAGCAGGCCCUACCAGCCGCCCACGUACGGCCGCAACAACCAGAUCACCAACGAGAUCCAGAGCGACCAGAACUCCAAGGUGCCGCCGCCGCUACCCACCAUGCCCAGCGGCACGCACAGCCCGUCCACCACCGACAAGCCCUCAGGUCCGUUUAAGGACUGCUUGGCGGCGCUGGACGAGGGCCACAGCAGCACAGGUAUGUACCUGGUGAAGCCGGAGGGCUCCAACAAGCUGAUGCAGGUGUGGUGCGACCAGCGGCAGGACCCGGGCGGCUGGACCGUCGUCCAGAGGAGGCUGGACGGCUCCGUCAACUUCUUCAGGAACUGGGAGACGUACAAGCAAGGCUUUGGCAACAUAGACGGCGAGUACUGGCUGGGUCUGGAGAACAUCUACUGGCUGACGAGCCAGGGCAACUACAAGCUGCUGGUGACGCUGGAGGACUGGGCGGGCAGGAAGACCUUCGCCGAGUACGCCAGCUUCCGCCUGGAGCCCGAGGCCGACUUCUACCGCCUGCGCGUGGGCCGCUACCACGGCAACGCCGGCGACUCGCUCACCUGGCACAACGGCAAGCAGUUCACCACGCUCGACCGCGACCACGACGUCUACACAGGUAACUGUGCCCACUACCAGAAGGGUGGCUGGUGGUAUAACUCCUGUGCCCACUCCAACCUGAACGGCGUGUGGUACCGAGGCGGGCACUACCGCAGCCGCUACCAGGAUGGCGUGUACUGGGCAGAGUUCCGCGGCGGCGCCUACUCCCUGAAGAAGGUGGUGAUGAUGAUCAGGCCCAACCCCAACACCUUCCACUAGGGCUACGGUGGCCCUACUGGGACACACUGCAGGGUCCCGGCUGCCUUUAUUGGACACAUUUCCCCCCACUCUCCCCUACCUUGCUCCCGCGGGCAAAACUCUGACGUCCAAAGGAGAAGCUUACUCACAUCUUACGCUUUUAGUCUCGAUGUGAAGUUGCUGUGGACAUUCUCCUGUUACUCCUGAGAGCGUGGGUGAGAAGCAGAGAGGCUGACGGCAGUGGCCACACACACACACACACACACACACACACACACACACACACAUACACACACACACAUAGACUGGUGCACGGCCCCGCCACUACUCUCCCGAGCUCUGCCUCGCGUACCUUCACGGACGGCAGCUAGAGACGGACUUCUGCUCCGACGCCACGGCUUCAUCUGAAUGUACUGCUUAAUCCCGGAGCUUCCUCCAGCGCUUCUCUUCUCUUCCACAGUAAUCAUCACAUGGAUAUAAUAUUCCACUUACUAGCUAUAGCAUUUAUUGUUCUGACAGUACCCGAGACACAGGGGAUUGGUCCUUCGAGACGGGAACGGUGGAUCGGCGUUGGAGGAGCACUGCAUCAUAUAGUGUUUAGAUAUCGAAAUGCUUCCUAAAACUGCACAUAAGACACAGGACAUUGUAUCCGGUGAAACAUAAUAGCCUUUCAUAGCUUCUGAGCUGUCAUACUAUAUCUGUUUAUUCUUACCACAGAAAACAAGUUCAUUAUUUAUUUCAGGGAUCACUAACAAACCGUGCACUUUCGUAAAAGGUAAAACUUCUGCUUUAGAACACACCUGCACAUAGGCCUGAAAUAAUUCUGAAAUGUCAUUGCAUAAUAUUAUCUGUCUUACAUGACCAGAAUACCAUCGUUUUUCAUCAAACACAGGAAUAUAAACUGGUUUGAAAUAGGACUGUUCCCAGUUUACAGAAAGGGAACAUGUUGUGUAAGGACCGAGAUCCUUCGGCAUAUAAAGGGAAUGAUUGGUGCUAGCCUGAGCUAGGCUCCUUGUAUAGAAGAUGGGAGUGUUGUACGCCCUGAUUUUAAGAUGGCAAUGUAUGUCAGCGCUGUGUGUGCCAAUCUGUCCGUAUGGGCACAGAGUAUUUUAGGACAAACACAGCAACCUUAGGACCUGACGACACACUUAGAUUAUAGAGAGAACACAAUAGAAUAGCAGUGGAACAGUCUCAGUGGGUGGAACAGAUCGGUUCACUUCUGAACGUUGUUCUAGCAUGAUGUUGUUGACCCAUACAGUUGACCUGUGAGGUCUCCAAUGCCUUUGGCCUCCUGUAAGUGACCUUGGCAGUAGAGGCCCAGCACCUACGUCCACUCCACAGCGAUGGACUCCAUAUGACUGCGCACUGUGCGUCUCUACGUUGCCAUCACACGAAGCACCAAUAAUGUGUUUCUGUCUGUACAUAGGAAAUUGAUAUUGUUGAAGAUAUUUGUAAAGUACUGUUAUAAUCAUGCCCUGUCAUACAUGGAGGCAAUAAAAAUGUACAGCUUU
Molecule: messenger RNA, 3948 nt
Organism: Sardina pilchardus (European sardine)
Lineage: Eukaryota; Metazoa; Chordata; Actinopteri; Clupeiformes; Clupeidae
Product: angiopoietin-related protein 2-like
Exons: 5
Coding region: 860-2458 (532 amino acids)
Source: RefSeq, a predicted model, not a curated record